This is a messenger RNA of Solea solea (common sole), 3388 nucleotides long. It is a transcript of the gene ywhag2, whose product is annotated as 3-monooxygenase/tryptophan 5-monooxygenase activation protein, gamma polypeptide 2. Gene Ontology annotation, cellular component: cytoplasm. The transcript is spliced from 2 exons. Bases 253 to 996 code for a protein of 247 amino acids. Gene Ontology annotation, molecular function: protein kinase C binding. The record is from RefSeq and is a predicted model, not a curated record. NCBI's taxonomy places the organism in Eukaryota, Metazoa, Chordata, Actinopteri, Pleuronectiformes, Soleidae. Gene Ontology annotation, biological process: signal transduction.
AGAGAGAGAGAGAGGGUGUCCCGUCUACACGGAGCACAGACAGACAGCAGGGAACAGCUGCAUCGUGAGGCUCGCGUUAUAGCAUUUCACUGCACUGCGAUUGAAUCCUAUCAAUAUUUUCAUCCACUAAAAAAAGAAAAUACAUUUAAAAAAAAAAAAUUUUUUUAGUAGAAUCAGCUCGGGAGAGGUGAAGAAAAAACCACCACCACCCCCCACCCCUCCCCAAAAAAACCUCCUCCUCAUCCAAAAAUCAUGGUAGACCGCGAGCAGCUGGUGCAGAAAGCCAGGCUGGCUGAGCAGGCGGAGAGGUACGACGACAUGGCGGCAGCUAUGAAGUCGGUAACGGAGCUGAACGAGGCUCUGUCCAACGAGGAGAGGAACCUCCUGUCUGUGGCGUACAAGAAUGUGGUGGGUGCCCGCCGCUCCUCCUGGAGGGUGAUCUCCAGCAUCGAGCAGAAGACCUCGACCGACGGCAACGAGAAGAAGAUUGAGAUGGUCAGGGCCUACAGGGAGAAGAUUGAGAAGGAGCUGGAGGCCGUGUGCCAGGAUGUGCUCAACCUCCUGGACAACUUCCUGAUCAAGAACUGCAGCGAGACGCAGCACGAGAGCAAGGUCUUCUACCUGAAGAUGAAGGGCGACUACUACCGGUACCUGGCCGAGGUGGCCACGGGCGAGAAGAGAACCACGGUGGUGGAGUCGUCGGAGAAGGCCUACAACGAGGCCCAUGAAAUCAGCAAGGAGCACAUGCAGCCCACGCACCCCAUCCGCCUGGGCCUGGCUCUCAACUACUCUGUGUUUUACUACGAGAUCCAGAACGCGCCGGAGCAGGCCUGUCACCUGGCCAAGACCGCCUUCGAUGACGCCAUCGCUGAGCUGGACACCCUGAACGAGGACUCCUACAAAGACUCCACUCUCAUCAUGCAGCUGCUUCGAGACAACUUAACACUGUGGACAAGUGACCAGCAGGAUGACGAGGGCGGGGAGGGCAACAAUUAAAAGAGAAACCCACGCCUCGCCCAAAAGAAAAUAUGAGAAGGGGCCGGUGGACUUUUGGCAGCCGCUUUUGCCGAUGAUACUACCGCAAGCAGCAGUUCUUUAUUUUUCCAUGUGUUAAAAGAAAAGAAUCAAAAGAGAGGAGAGAGUGGAGGUUAAAUCUUAGUUUAAAUACAUAUAUAUAGAAAUAUAUAUACGGUUGAAAGGGGGGCCUCCGUCUUCUUGAUUUUCUCUUUGACAUUUGCCAAAAAAAACCACUGAAGUGUCAGUCAAUCGAGCCUGAAAGUGGUUGUUGUUGGAUUGGAAUGGCAGGCGGCCUCGCAUUGGCAUAGGAACUGGUCUUGUUCUGUCAAGAUAAGCUGCUUAGGUAGGGUUUUUUUGCGUGAUAGGAGAUGCAUUUGAAGUCGCUCGAAAGAGACAGAGAGAGAGAGAAAAGGCUUGAAUGGGAAUGUCUCACCAAACUAGUUUGCAUUGGUUCCAGCCGUAGACGGUAGACAGUACGAGAAAGAUGACGGAUGUUUCCAUCCUUAAACCCCAAAAAUGACAACCAAAAAAAAACUAAAAUUAAAAAAAUUAAAGGGUACAUUUCGUUUGUGUCUAAAGUGAAUUUGGCUUUCUCACAGAUUAGUCUUGUUUUGUCACUGGAACCAUAGAUUCUUUUGGAGGUGAUGAUUAUUAACGGGCAGGGAGAGAGAGAGACUUACAAAACGAUAUAUAAGAUAUAUAAAACAAAAAUGACGACGACAAAAAAAAAAAAAGAAAAUACAAAUAAAAGCAGCAGCUUCUGAGUUUGUGGUUUACUUCUGUGUUUGUUUAUUCAAUGCACUUGCCUACUAUACUGUUUCUUCAGUGUAAGUUGAUGAUGAUGAUGAUGACAACAAUAAUAAUAUCGACGAUUCAAUAUUGUGCAUGCCUGGUGAUGUAUUUAUAUACAAGUAGCUUGACUUUAUUAUUAACUUAUACUGUGGGUGUUAAUACGUAUUCAUAUGAUUGAGAAAAAAACAUUUCUAAUUUAUUUUCGUUUUGUUAUUAUAUGGGGGUUUCUUCUUCUUUUUUUUCUCUUUUGUUUUGGAUUUGCUAUACCAAAAUGGUGAUGAUCGUAAACAUUGAGCUGUAAAAUGGGCGCUGCUAUAGUGACAUGCAAAUAAAUAUGUGUAUUUAAUUUGUUAAUGAAAGAAGAAGAAAAAAAAGUAAAGGGAAAUAAAUAAAAGCCCACCAGUGCUCACUUCAUCUUACAGCUGGUGUUUGUCACAAUGACGUAUGAUGAUGAUGAUGCUAUAUUUUCCUGACAUUUUCCCGGGCUGUUAUGAUUCACAGACAUGGACCAUAGUUUUUUUGUUUUUAUACCUUUUAGCUGUUCCUGAGUUACAAAGAAAAAAAAAUAUAUAUAUCUUGAAUGUGAGUCAUUAUGUAGCAGUUGCACAAGAAACCGAAUUAAUAGCUAUGAUAAUAAUAAUAAAAAAGAAUAUGACUAAAUUAUUCAUGCGCCAUUUUACGUGGUGGUGGUCUAGUGUAUUGUUGUAUCGUCAUCCAUAAUUGUCAAUUUAUUUGGUUUUCUUAAUUCACAGUUUGUGCUUUAUUUUUUGUGUGCCAGUAUUUUUUAAGUUAAGUGACAAACUGUAGAUAUAUAUGAAUAUUAAAAUAUUAAACACUAAAACACAAUGGGGGGAGGGGGUUCACUAGAAAUUGAUUAUUAUUGAGGAGGAGAACCCGGGAAAAGCUGCUUCAGCUGCACAGGAGGGAUUUAUCUCCACAACGCUGCUACGUUUAAGAGUAUCAUGACUAUAACAUAAAUAUAUUCAUGCCGUUUAUUUUUUUUUUAAAAAGAUAACAGAAAGAUUUAAGGUCACACACACACACACACACACACACACAUGCCAAUGAUGUCGCCAUCAUGACUCAGCGUCUGUGAGCUCAUAUCUCACAAGUCACGGCUUUGCUUUGAUUUAUUCUAACGUAGCCUUUUCAAGGCAACAACUGCAUGAAAGCGUAAAAAACAAAACACGCCAAACUGCGCAAACACAAAGCGAAUAAAUGUCAAUGUUUUAAGUGACGUUUUAAAGUGUUUGAAAAAAAAUUAAUGUUUCUCUCGUUUGCUUUCUUUCUUUUUUUUUAAUUAUUUGUUUGUUUUUAAUUGCAAAAAUCAGGAGACUUUCACUCAUUGUAUUUGUUUUAAUUAUUAUUAUUGUUAUUAUUAUCAUUAUUAUUAUUAUUUUGUGCUCUGUGGUUUGUGUUUUAUUAUUUUUCAUUAUUUAAUUUCUAGUAAAAGCACUGAGGAUUAGAUUAGAUCAGAUCCGGGAAGAGGUGACCUGCUGGAAACUUUAGCGUACAACAUGUAUAUGAUGGUUUGAGGAGGGUUUUUUCUUUCUUGCUAAUUAAAGGUUAUUUGUUGAUA